UUAUUAGACAAAAUGGCGCUCACAUGUAAACAGAUUCUUUUGAUGCUUGGUAUGCUGGUAACAGGAAGCAUAAAUACUUUGACGAAAAAAGUGCAGCUGCAGUGCAUUUCUGAAGGUUUCCACUAUGAAAACAGCACAUCAUGGGAACCUCACACUUUCAACCAUCCCUGGUUUCAGACAUGGCUCAUGUUUAUAGGUGAAAGCACUUGCCUGAUUGGUCUUUUUCUAUCAAGACACAGAGAAAAAAAAGAAAGAGAACGAGUUGCUGCUUGGUCCGCUCAAGUUGGCCAUGAAGCCCCAGAACAGGUGAAAAAUCCCAGGACCUGGCAGUGGAUUUUACUGGUGCCGACAUGCUGUGAUCUCCUGGGGACAUCUCUAGCAGGUAUUGGGUUGAUCUAUGUGGAUGCUUCUGUCUGGCAAAUGCUCAGGGGCGCCAUCAUUAUUUUUGCUGGGAUCUUGUCUAAAUUUUUUCUAAAACGUAAACUGAAGCCCAUCCACUGGCUGGGGAUGAGUGUGGUGAUGGUCGGCCUGAUACUGGUGGGAUGUUCCAGUGUCUUCAAGAACAAGUCCAGCCAGGGGUCAAAAGCCAUCUUAGGUAUUGUGUUAAUCCUGGCUGGUCAACUUGUCAGUGCAAGUCAAAUGAUUAUAGAAGAAUUGUUUCUUAAGAAAAGGAACUUUCCUCCACUACAGGUUGUUGGAAUGGAAGGAGUUUUCGGCUUUCUGCUGAUGACUUUUAUAAUCCUCCCGUCCAUGUACUUUAUACCUGGCAGUGACGCAGACAACCGCUAUGAGAACAGCCUGGACGCCUUAGUGCAGAUGGGCCACAAUGGCAAGCUCAUGGCCAUGUGUAUCCUCUACCUGUCCUCCAUUGCGUUUUAUAAUUUCUUUGGCCUGGCUGUAACUAGGUCACUUACCGCUGUACACCGCACUUUGAUUGAUGCCUGCAGAACCAUCAUUGUGUGGUUGGCUUCUCUGUUUGUCUAUUACGUUAUUAAUACAGAUUAUGGUGAACCUUUUGACAAGUCUUAUGGGUUACUUCAAGUGGAUGGCUUUGCCUUCCUGUUGAUAGGGACAGCCUUGUACAACCAGCUGAUGGAUGUUCCGUGCAUGCCGUGGUGUACUAAAGAUCCAGAAUCUGAUGAAAUCCCCACAGCAGUUGGGCCAUCAAUACAGAACGUUGAUGACUAUGAAGAGUCCUAUAGCUCAAUGGCUGAUGAAAACUCUACCUUGGUGAAAAAAGGACAGAAACCUACAGUCUACUCAUAAAUCUGCUCCAUUAUUUUAAAGUUGUUUUUUUUUUUUGUAGUUAGUUAUUGUUUUUUUUUCUUACAUUCCUUGUAGCUUAUGUUGUAUAGGCUUGUAAGAGGUUUAUUUAUAAUGCUGCUUAGUCUUGAAUGUGAUUUAGAGAUGUAGCGAGGGGGGGGGGGGUACAUAUGUCCCCAGGCGCCAACCUUAUGGGGCGCUUAAAUGGGUUGGAAAAAAAAUGUAAAGCUUGGGGGGGGGGGGGGGGGGGG
Physella acuta is the source of this 1514-nucleotide messenger RNA. RefSeq names its product solute carrier family 35 member F6-like. Gene Ontology annotation, molecular function: transmembrane transporter activity. Gene Ontology annotation, cellular component: membrane; intracellular membrane-bounded organelle. Lineage: Eukaryota; Metazoa; Mollusca; Gastropoda; Physidae. Gene Ontology annotation, biological process: transmembrane transport. The record is from RefSeq and is a predicted model, not a curated record.